Molecule: messenger RNA, 2619 nt
Organism: Sorghum bicolor (sorghum)
Lineage: Eukaryota; Viridiplantae; Streptophyta; Magnoliopsida; Poales; Poaceae
Product: acyltransferase-like protein At1g54570, chloroplastic
Exons: 14
Coding region: 395-2452 (685 amino acids)
Cellular component (GO): membrane
Source: RefSeq, a predicted model, not a curated record
CAUUAUUCAUCCUCAACAAGCGAAGCGUGCCGAAUUCGAGAACCGUGACUAGUAUACUUCCGUUCGCGAUCGAUCCAUUCCAUCUCCAUCGAUCGAGACCCGCGGUUCGUUCCUCUCUGACACUGAGGGUCCACCACUGGCUUAACUUAAUUGGCGCGCUUCCUACGUAACGCCGCUUCCCUUUCUGUAUGCCCCUCGCCAAUCACGCCUCGAUACGCAACGCGCGAUUUGCGCGCGCACUGCUGUCAGUCAGGGUCAGCUGCUGCGCGCGGCAACGGCAAGUCGGCAAGCGCCCAGGUGCUCAGCCUUGAGCCUCCCGCGCGGCCGCCGAUUGCCUACAACCAGCUAAAAGCUUCCAGAGCUGCCACUACCGGCCGCGCCGCGCGCCCACCAUAUGCCGGCCACCACCGGCGCGCUGGCGCCCGUCGUCGUCGCGGCGCCGGCGCCUGGGGCUCGGCGGCCGCUCCUCACCUUCCGCCGCGCCGCGCAGCGCCCGCCGCAGGCGGUGCCGACGACGCGGUGGCGGUGGCGGUGGCGGUGUCGCGCUGGCGCGUCCGCCGCCGCGCACGGAGCGCCGAGUUCGAGCGCCGCGGCGAGGAGGAGGCGAGGAGUCAAGGAGUACGUGGAGGCGGCGCGGGAGAUGGCGCGGCGGAAGGACGGCGGCCCGCCGCGGUGGUUCGCGCCGCUCGAGUGCGGGGGCGGCCGCGUCCCCGGCGCACCCACGCUGCUCUACCUGCCCGGAAUUGAUGGAAUUGGUUUAGGACUUGUACGGCACCAUGAGAGAUUGGCAGAGAUGUUUGAGGUGUGGUGCUUGCACAUACCAGUUGAAGAUCGAACGUCCUUUGAAGGAUUGGUUGAGUAUGUGGAGAGGACAGUAAAAUCAGAGAGCUCAAGAGCACCAGAUAGACCAGUCUAUCUUGUUGGAGAAUCAGUAGGAUCGUGCAUCGCUCUAGCUGUGGCUGCGCGAAACCCAGACAUAGACCUGGUAUUGAUCCUAGUAAACCCAGGAACAUCAUUCCAUAGAUCACAGUUGCAAACUCUCUCAGCCUUCUUGGAUUUGGUCCCUGAACCCUUCCAUUUGACCACUCCACAGCUGCUAAAUUUUCUGACAGGGAACUUCAUGAAGAUGCCAUCAACUUUUGUUGGACCUGGCUUCUCUCUACAAGAAGCUGGUCAGACAUUAUCAGAGAUCACAUCCAAUUUGUUGGAUUCCCUUAUGAUUUUGGUUGAUAUUCUGACAAAGGAAUCUAUUGUUUGUAAGUUGAAAAUGUUGAAGACAGCAUCAUCAUUUGUCAAUUCCCGUUUACAUGCAGUCAAGGCCCAGACUUUGGUGCUAGCCAGUGGAAAUGAUGAACUGUUACCAAGCAGCCAAGAGGCUGAGAGGCUCCGUGGUGCUCUAGAGAAAUGCAGAACACGUCUUUUCAGAGAUAAUGGCCACAAAAUCUUACUGGAAGCCGAUUUUGAUCUCGCAACAACCAUUAAGGGAGCUGGGUACUACCGCCGCACCAGGAAGACAGACUUCGUUUCAGACUACCUACCUCCUACUCCAGAUGAGUUCCAACAAGCUAUCAAUCACGACAGGAUCCUAAAGCUUGUCACUGACCCAGUGAUGCUAUCAACACUGCCUGACGGGAAGAUAGUGAGGGGCCUGGCAGGGCUUCCAAGGGAGGGCCCUGCCGUGCUGGUUGGGUACCACAUGCUCAUGGGGUUUGAGCUUGGACCUAUGGUCACAGGGAUCCUGAGCAGCACCGGAAUCCACAUCCGGGGCUUGGCUCACCCCUUCAUGUUCGACAAGAGCACGGAGCUGCUGAUGCCCGAUUCGGCGCACUUCGACCUGCACCGGAUCAUGGGGGCGGUGCCGGUCACAGGUGCCAAUUUCUACAAGCUGCUUGCAGAUAAGGAGUUUGUGCUGCUGUAUCCAGGAGGUGCGCGGGAAGCGCUUCACAGAAAGGGAGAGGAGUACAAGUUGUUUUGGCCGGAGCAGCCUGAGUUCGUGAGAAUGGCAUCCAGGUUUGGAGCAACGAUCAUACCAUUUGGAGUAGUGGGAGAAGAUGAUAUAUGUCAUUUGUUGUUAGACUACAACGAUCUUCUGAAGGUUCCCUUCUAUGAUAUGCUCGACAACGCCUUAAACCGCGAUGGACUGAAGCUAAGGACUGAUUCCAUGGGAGACGUAAAAGAUCAAAGAAUGCACCCCCUAGUGCUUGCGCCUAAGUUACCAGGGCGGUUUUACUUCGCCUUUGGAAAGCCUAUUGAAACAAGAGGGAGAGAGAAAGGACUACGAGACAAAGAGGAGGCGCAGCGCCUCUAUUUGCAAGUCAAAUCUGAGGUGGAGAGCUGUAUCAACUAUCUGAAGGAGAAAAGGGAGCUGGACCCCUACAGGAGUAUACUGCCCAGGCUUCUGUACCAAGCAGUUCAUGGUCUCGAUGCAGAAAUACCCACAUUUGAACCGUGAAAUGUUCACUUCGAGAAUACCAAUUGUUUAUAUUAUUCUUUUUUUUUCUUGUGAAACGUUUCAUAGCCCAUUCAAAGCAUAUAGAGGACAAUAGAAUUCAGGUCAGAGCUCAUAACUGUAAAUGUGCAAGUAUAUCAACAGAAGUAUUUAUUUUUGGCGUUGCAAAA